AUGACCACCAGCCGCAACUACAGCAUCACCGAGCCGCACCCCUCGGUGCCGGCCGCCUCGACCGCCUUCCACUGGGGACGUGGUGGCGCCGGCAACGUGACGCGCAUCAGCUCGAAGGAGGUGACGGCCGGCCCCUCAGCCACGGGCCCUGCGUCGCGCAUCAAGCUGCCCGCGCCUCCGUCGUCCGGCCAGUACCUCACCGGACGCGGCGGCGCCGGCAACGUCCACCGCGAGCGCGCCAUCUUCAGCUUCGACGAGGAGCUCCGCCAGCAGCAGCGGCUGCAGGACACGGCUUCGCCCGUCUACCACGUCGGCCGCGGCGGCUCGGGCAACCUCAUCAACGAAGCCAAGCCGCAGAACAUCCGCAAGGGCUCUGCCAGCUCGACCUUCUCCAACGACAGCGAUGACAGCGUCAAGUCGGCCCCGCACAUGAAGGCGCGCCGCAGCUACGAGGGCGCCCGGAACUGGCUCAACCGCACGCUGUCGGCUCGGUAA
This is a messenger RNA of Diplodia corticola, 495 nucleotides long. RefSeq lists its product as uncharacterized. The transcript has a single exon. The record is from RefSeq and is a predicted model, not a curated record. NCBI's taxonomy places the organism in Eukaryota, Fungi, Ascomycota, Dothideomycetes, Botryosphaeriales, Botryosphaeriaceae. The coding region runs from base 1 to 495 and encodes 164 amino acids.